Messenger RNA from Nerophis lumbriciformis (worm pipefish), 252 nucleotides. Lineage: Eukaryota; Metazoa; Chordata; Actinopteri; Syngnathiformes; Syngnathidae. The record is from RefSeq and is a predicted model, not a curated record.
AUGAUGUUUGCUACAGUCCGCAAACAACUGAGGAAUCACCCUGCUCUGAUUCCACUUUUCUUCUUCAUUGGCGGUGGCACAGUCAUGUCCCUAAUGUAUCUGGGUCGUCUGGCUCUCAAGAAUCCAGAUGUUUGCUGGGAUCGCAAGAACAACCCUGAGCCCUGGAACAAGAUGGCCCCGACUGAUCAGUACAAGUUCUUCACAGUGAACAUGGACUACAGCAAACUGAAGAAGGAGGGGCCUGACUUCUAA